Molecule: messenger RNA, 944 nt
Organism: Hydra vulgaris (swiftwater hydra)
Lineage: Eukaryota; Metazoa; Cnidaria; Hydrozoa; Anthoathecata; Hydridae
Product: small ribosomal subunit protein uS3
Biological process (GO): positive regulation of apoptotic signaling pathway; translation
Cellular component (GO): cytosolic small ribosomal subunit; nucleus
Molecular function (GO): structural constituent of ribosome; RNA binding
Source: RefSeq, a predicted model, not a curated record
UAAAUCCGGAAGCAUAAUCCGGUUUUGCGUACUGUACCAAACGAAAAUUCACGCAAAUAUAGUUGAAGUUCGCGCAUUUAAACAAAUUCGGUCCCGGUUUAAUCCUUUAAAAGUAUCUAUCGUUCAAGAUGGCGGCCCCUAUCACCAAAAAAAAGAAGUUUGUUUCUGAUGGUGUGUUCAAAGCAGAACUGAACGAAUUUUUGAAACGGGAACUUGCUGAGGAUGGUUACAGUGGGGUUGAAGUUCGUGUUACUCCUUUGAGAACAGAAAUAAUUAUUCUCGCCACAAGAACUCAAAAUGUUUUGGGAGAAAAAGGUAGACGUAUAAGAGAGCUUACUUCAGUAGUUCAGAAGAGAUUUAACUUUCCUGAAGGAAGCGUGGAGUUAUAUGCAGAGAAAGUUGCUACACGUGGCCUGUGUGCAAUUGCUCAAUGUGAAUCGCUUAGAUAUAAACUUCUAGCUGGUGCACCCGUGAGAAAAGCUUGUUAUGGUGUUGUUCGAUUUAUCAUGGAGAGUGGAGCUAAAGGCUGUGAAGUCAUAGUUUCUGGUAAAUUAAGGGGACAACGAGCAAAAUCAAUGAAGUUUACAGAUGGUUUUAUGAUUCACAGUGGAUAUCCAAUUCAAGAAUAUAUUGAUACUGCUGUUCGUCAUGUAUAUCUUCGACAAGGUGUACUUGGAAUUAAAGUUAAAAUUAUGUUACCAUGGGAUCCAACAGGCAAAACUGGCCCCAAAAAGCCAUUGCCAGAUCAUGUAUCAAUUGUUGAACCAAAAGAAGAGGUUUUCUAUCCUCCAACAUCUGAACAAAAAGGUGGCAAAAUUGAUCUUGUUCCAUUGCAACCUGUUAUGUAACGUUUUUGUUAAGGCUGACCAUCAAGAAUAUUGAUAUAUCGAUAAUGCUAAAUAUUUGUAAACAUCUCGACAUAAUAAAAAUAUAUUGCAGCAGAA